Messenger RNA from Rasamsonia emersonii CBS 393.64, 2769 nucleotides. RefSeq lists its product as uncharacterized. The record is from RefSeq and is a predicted model, not a curated record. The transcript has 8 exons. Lineage: Eukaryota; Fungi; Ascomycota; Eurotiomycetes; Eurotiales; Trichocomaceae. Bases 1 to 2769 code for a protein of 922 amino acids.
AUGCACAUUCGUCUUGGGGUUAGCUCAUGGGUGGUCCUGUGGGCAAUAUAUACGAUAACCCUCCUGCCCACCACCGAUGCAUUCUCGAAGAGGCCCUUUCCCAGUUCUUCAUCAAUAUCAAAAAACAGCACUACACCUCGCACGUCCUACGCAUUCACCCGUUCGAAAAGCUUGGGAUUGAGCUCUUCUAGCCAGAUCCCCGGUGCUUCAAACCCGACUCCUUCUACUAGCCACACACAUUCGCCUCCAUCUUCACCCAGCUCAACGGUUCCUCAACAAGCAUCCUCGACUGUCAACUUGGGCACCAGCAGCCGUCAUUCUUCAAUAUCAAUUUCUACUCCACAGAAUGCUGCCACCUCACCAGGGAGCACUACUGCACCAAGGAGCACCACCUCAACUGGCCGCCUAUCAUCUCCCACUCCUGGAUCUUCAAUUGCAGCCGCGACCACGUCUCGUGGUGGAAAUGAUUUUGGUCCCUCGAUUUUCACCACCACAGUUGUGACAUCUGGGCCAUCUAGUACACAUACUGAAGUUAUCCCAUUUAUCUCCGGAGGCGAUGUAACAAGUGCAAUCCCCGUGCAGGCAACCACAACCAUUGAUCCUAGUGGUAUAGAAGCGAGCUCUAGUGCCCGCGAAUUGCAGACACAGCUUGCUGCGAUUAUUCCGGUCAUUAAAUCUUUCAUUGAUGAUCCACAGACCCAGAAUGCUGAAAAUGCCAUCACCUCCAUCAAAAAAGUAGAGCCAGAAGCCGAGGAAUUAAUGGCGAAACUUGGAUCGUCGAGCGGAUCGAAGAAGUCAUGUAGUGUGAACACCAACCUCAUUACUGACCUCUUCAACGCUGUCUCCUGUGUCACAGACAAUUUAAAUAAGGCAGUGACAGAAAUUGAGGGCGGCAUCAAUAACGGCUUCAAAAAUGUCAACGACGUUGAGUCAACUUUGACCAAUCUGGAGAAUCUCCAAAAGCCGCUUGACAGCAACCAACAAGAAUCGAAUAAGCCCACCGAGUCAGCUCAAUCAACCGAAUCAAAAACAUCCUCCCAAACAUCUUCCCAAACAUCCUCUUGCACAGCAUCUUCAACGGUCCUGGAUGUCUUCGUGGGAUGCUUUGUUACUGCAGCACCGGGGCGUAGAGGGCAAGGGGCACAGUCUUGCACUACAAGCAAGUCAACGAUCACUGGUUGCGACUUGACCGCCACCACGACAACAACAUUCUCAUCUUGCACAUCGAUGCAAACUGCCAGCGAUUGCCGUGCCAUAUGCCCUUCUGUCACCUCCACUCCAGAAAGAGUUCGAAGUCAAAGCUGCAGCACGACCUGUUACUCGACUUUUACCGGGUGCGAUAUCACAGGAACCACAACAACCACCUAUACGUCCCCAGAUGCAUGUCCCAUGCUCACAUCGGGUGCAGCAACAACGACUAUACAAGGUCCUUUUGUGACUGCCUGGUGGGAUUAUGGCCUCUCAUGUGCAGGAUCCUGCUCAGCAUUCUCUGUACCUUCAGGUUCUGCUUCUGGUUCUCCCUUAGGCACAGCAGUGUCAACACCCUCUUCAACGACAAAAUCCUCGUCAGGAACAAGGUCACAGGCUUCGUCAAGGACCAGGUCGUCUUCUCUGACACCGACCCCAACUAAGACGCCAACUAUCACUACUCCGCCAGCGACUACGCAAGUGACUACACGAGAGACUACAACCACAUCACGGGAAUCUUCGACGACCACACCACGAGCAUCUUCGACGAUCACGCCAGCUCCAAUCUGCUCAGAGGGAAGCAAUGAACUGAUGGGUGUGAAUAAUGAGCCGUCAUCUUGGUGUUUCUGUGGUGGACGUGGGCCAUUCUCAACUAUCCCCGGUGCAACAACGUCGUACUGUAACUUCUCAACCCUGCCAAGUCAAACAAUCACUCUAACUUCCCACUCCACUUCUGUGAACACUGGUUGCGUGGUGACUACGACGACUUAUACUCAAAGCAGUGCAUCCGACCGUGUCACAACCGCCACUCAGUGUCAAUGUGGUGACGUAAUUGCAGCCUUUGAAACUACCACAUCUGGUAAUGCUGUUAUAGCUGGCUGCGCCCUGCCGACAUCAUGGGCAUUAAAGAAGACAAUAUCGACGAUUACUCCCACGCCAACUCUGAAUCCUAAUGCAACUGGAACAAUUCAGUGCUUCCCGACACAUGGCACCAGUGAAGCUGACAAGCUUAUUCAAGUUAGCAACUUUGAUCCGGCCGAGUUUUGCGCCAAGAAUCAAUCAGACUGGUUAUAUGUCGGCAGCUCCGACCCCCUGACCCCGGCUGGUAACAAUUACAUCUUCUCAGGAUAUACCCUGGACGAACAUGCCCCGGCCGAGUGUCACCAUUUGUACACAUCGGGUUCGACAAAACUUGAGCAAGACCUUUGCUACGAGCCGCUUAAGGCAAUCGCUAAGGCGUGCCCAUGGAACGGUGGGCAAGCUCGUAAUUGUGCCAUGACAUCUUUUUCCACCUUGAAGCUCGUAGCUCAUAACUGUAAGGAAUUCCGUCCUAGAGCUCAACUAGGCGUUCGAGAAGGCUACCUAGGUAUACCAAGUCGCUCCCUUGCCAGUGGCCCAUUUUGGUUUCUCCCCUGGAAGAUUCCUGCUCCAAAGAUCUCACCAAGAGUGAUGGGGAUUAUUAGUUGUGCAGCAAGAGCAGGUAUGGGGGAAAUAUCCUAUAAUUACCAAAGAAUACCUCAUGAUGCAGUAAGAUUUCAGCCCCUACAGCAUUGCGAUGAUACACCUCAACAACUCCUUUGA